This is a messenger RNA of Diatraea saccharalis (sugarcane borer), 2775 nucleotides long. Lineage: Eukaryota; Metazoa; Arthropoda; Insecta; Lepidoptera; Crambidae. The record is from the annotation of a GenBank genome assembly.
UAAAAAAAAUGGGUGCCUUGUUUCUUGUGUAUGUGUCAGUCUGUCUAGGGUUUAAGUUUUCUUUGUUUAUUUAGUUUAUUGACUCGUUCUUCGUUAAUUUCUUUGAUUAUUCAUUUAACUCAUGGUGUUUUUGUUCCGAAAUAUAUAUUGAAUAUGGGUACAAGCACAAUGGGUAGCGAUUUGCAUUCGGACAAGCAGGACAAACUUUUAAAGUUGCAAGCCAGAAAGAAGGAAUUGGAGCAAAUGCUGGCAGCUAAAAAUGAAGAACUUUAUAAACUUUGUGUUCAGGAAGUACAGUUGACUGGUAUUAUGCCACCAGAAGCACCAUUGAGCCCUGAAAUACCACAACGUGACAGACUAGGAAGUGUAAAAAGUAGCGAAAAGUCUACAGAUGGAAAUGAUGUGAAUGAUGGGCUAGAUAAUUCGUCCCGGCGUCUCAGAGCUGGUACUGGUGAACGUGUACAUGAUAUCGAUUCACGUAAAAAUUUAUCACACAGACUUUCUACGCCAUCUAUAUCAGGUAUUUCAAACAAAAGCGCCGUUUCGAGACAUGUACGCCGUCCAGAAACGAGCUGUUCUAAUUUCUUCCCGUCACCACCUCAAGAACGAAACCCUGAUACAUUUUCAAUUCAUACAUCUCAUACGUAUCCAGCUUUGGCUGGUCGUCAUGAGCCUACACCAGAAAGUAUGCAUAGUGACACUCAAACGCCGAUGCAUCGACAUCAUACUAUGACUACUGAAUACAUGAACAAAAUGUAUUGCAAUGGUGCUCCUGAAACUCAGAAUGUAUCAAGAUUAAGAGAAACUCACUUUAGUUCAAGUCAUCCUGACAUAACACAUUAUACGCAUGGAAGUGUUCCACCUCACACUGUACAAAAUGGUAUCAGAAGUAUUCCUUUAUUAUAUCAAUAUGCCUCGCAUUUGAAAGCACAAAAUCAACACCUAGGUGCCUUACACCAUCAUCAAGUACAAGGUCAAAGCAAACGUAGGCCAGAAGCGGUACGCAGGAAUACUCUUCAGCGAACUCAAACAUAUCAUUUAACUUCUCAUAGUGAUUAUAAUCAUCACUUAGAAAACAUGACUGAUAAUUAUCGAGCACCAGUGGGUGGAUACCAGCAUAGAUCACAGCCAGAUAUACAGGAACAAUCAGAAAGAGUGCAUAUACCAAUAGAAAGAGUUGUAACAGUGCCGAACACAUUGCCUUUAAGAGAACGUAAUAUGAUUAGGAAUCCAAUACAUAUGCAACUUCAAGUCUCUACUGAUGACUACAUCAGGGAUGACAGAAGAACAUAUCCUGAUGCAAUAAGCCCUGUUAGUCAACUAUCUGGGUAUUCACAGUCUAAUUUCGAUUCAGUUAGUAUGAAUAAGUUCUCCCCGCUCUCUCAGACUGAUAUGAAAAUGAAAGAGAAGCAAUGGUAUGAGACAUCACUAGAUUCUCCUACAAAAGCUGAGGCUCCUCUUUUGAAGAAGACUUCUAGCUUAAAACGGACAUCGAGUAUAGGAAAUUCUCAAGCUUAUGAGGUUAUGAUCUCUUCUGGCAGACAUUCUGCAAUGCAGAGUCCAAAUCAAGUGCCUCACAGUCCUCCAGUGCUGUCACCAAGUGCGGUAUCAUUAGAUUCUCCUAAAAAUUUAACUGUUAUUGAGCAGGGUAAAUGUAUACCAUAUAGAGAAGAAACUAAGCCAUUUGAGAUGUCAGAUUUUUAUAAAUAUUCUACAAAGUUUAGACAAGCAAAUGCACAGAAGAAUCCUGCAAAUCCAGUGUCAAAUGUGAAUAAUGGAUACAAAGUGCCAAUGGGAUUGCCACCAUACACUCAAGAUCAUUGGCAUGGACAGAAUAAUUAAAGAAUAAUUAUCAUAAAUUGUUUGUACACAGCAGCAUAUUAGGUUACAACAAUUAGUAAAAUUCUGAAAUUGGUUUUAAUUUCUGUUUGUGUGUAACAUACUAUUUUAUAAAUUUUUGUUGUGUUCAAAAUUAAUUACCUACUUAUUUAUUAUAUCCUUAAUGUGUAAUUAACAUGAAAUUGUGUAGAAUUCACAGCUGAGCUAUUAAAAAAAGAAGAUUAGCACUUGUUACUUAUUUGUUUAAAAAUAAUUGAAGAAAUUUGUCAAUUAUGUAUAACCUAGUAUGCUGUUGACUGUAUCUUUGUACAAUAUCUUUGAAUUGGUGAAUCAAUGAAAUUACCAAUUCAUAAUUUUAAUGUUUCAUCUAUAAUUAUUUUAUUAUUAUUUAAAUAUUAGUUAGCAUUAGUACUUACAACUGUUUCCAUUUAUAUUUUGUUAAUCUUUGGUAUUUUCAAAAGUGUUUAGAGACAGAAUUGUAGUAUUCUUAACUCUUUUUAUAACAUUAAUCAGAGUAGGUACUUAUGAGAUUGAAGAUUAGAUUUCUGUAAUUUUAAGUUAAUUUAAAUUUAUAGUGAAUAAGAUGGCCAUUGGGCAACCUAACAAUAUCAAAAACCCAAUGGAUAUAUUUUUUAAUAUCUCAGUGCCAAGUGCCGCAGGCAGCCAGCCAUUAUGAAUGACAAACAACAUAAUAAGCAGCUACAUUUUAAUAAUAAAGUUGAAAAUGUAGUCAAAGACACUGUGAUAGUUUAUUGCAAAUGUAAAAUCAAUUAUAUGACAAUAAAUGUGUUUAGGAGAGUUUGUUGCUUGUUUAGAGCAAUAUUAUACUUUUAAAAAGUAAAAUGCUUUCUGCACCCACCGCUUUAAAUGAUAGGAUCUGUUUGGAGUGAUAAUGUGCACCUGUUUCUCACCUUUGGUAAAUGAUAUAAACAUGCU